This is a messenger RNA of Osmia bicornis bicornis, 826 nucleotides long. Its product is annotated as coiled-coil domain-containing protein 86. Bases 234 to 725 code for a protein of 163 amino acids. NCBI's taxonomy places the organism in Eukaryota, Metazoa, Arthropoda, Insecta, Hymenoptera, Megachilidae. Gene Ontology annotation, cellular component: nucleolus. The record is from RefSeq and is a predicted model, not a curated record. The transcript has 3 exons.
GAAGUUUUUGAGGAGGUCAUGCUUGAACAUAUGUAAUAAGCUCACUUAGGAUAAUUAACGUUUUAAAUUUAUUUCGGCUAAGAGUUUCCUGCACUUGUCGUCAGAUAUCUCUAAAGAACAUCAGUAUCAUUUUCAAUAUGGCUUCAGUAUCCACGUGAAUUCCUAACCCAAGUUAAUUGUUUACAUGCAAAAAUUAGUGAUUAUUUAUUAGUAUUAUCGUUAAGAUACACAUUAUGGGUGAACAGAUGGAAGUAGACGAAAAAGUAACGAGGGUAGAAGACAUACUCAAGAACGUAUCUCCAGUUACUAAUACAAGUAUUCCAAGUUUAGAAUCCAAGAAGGUUAAGACUAAAAAAGAAAAAUCAUUAGAACAACUAAUUCCAAAGGGAAAACCAAAAUCUGGUAGAAUAUGGAAAGAACAGAAAACACGAUUCUCAUCUAUUGUUAAAACACGUGGCAUGCGUUCGUCGUUUGAGAAGAAGCAAAAAUUGAGAGAAGACCUGAAACGUGUUAAAGAAAUGUCAAGGGAGAUCAAAGCAAAGAAACAAGCAGAGAAGGAAGCUAAAAAAGAAAGGAGAAGACAAAAUUUGAAGCGCGCCGAGGAGAAUCGCAAGAAGGGCGAAAUUGUUCAAGUUAUUACAAAUACUGCAAAAUUGAAAAAAAUAAAGAGGAAAAACCUUAGAACGAUAGAGAAGAGAGAUACACUUAAAAUUCAAAAUAGUUAGAUAUCUGUACAUUUAUACUGAUUAAGAAACUAUUUAUAAAACUCUUUUAUAGUAAAUGAUUCCAGCAUAAUUUAAAAAUUAUUAAUUAACUUAAACUACUG